AUGACUGGCCCGUGGCUAUUCGCCCAAUGGGAACUCGAUCUCAUCGGCCCCUUGCCGCAAGGCACGGGUCAGCUUAAGUUUGCAGUCGUGGCCGUUGAUUACUUCACCAAAUGGACUGAGGCUGAAGCCCUCGCAACAAUAACGGCAACCAAGAUCGAACACUUUGUAUGGAAAAACAUCCUAUGCCGAUUCAACCUACCAAACGCCAUCGUAAGAAGCUGGGAGCCGCCAAGGGCAAUUGGCCUUCCACACUACCGGAAGCACUAUGGGCCAUCAAUACCUCCUACCGCAGGUCAACUGGCGAGACACCGUUCUCCCUAG
Prunus armeniaca (apricot) is the source of this 321-nucleotide messenger RNA. The record is from the annotation of a GenBank genome assembly. NCBI's taxonomy places the organism in Eukaryota, Viridiplantae, Streptophyta, Magnoliopsida, Rosales, Rosaceae.